Molecule: messenger RNA, 2079 nt
Organism: Linum trigynum
Lineage: Eukaryota; Viridiplantae; Streptophyta; Magnoliopsida; Malpighiales; Linaceae
Source: the annotation of a GenBank genome assembly
GCGCUUUUGUGCCGGUCAUCCCUGGAUGUUGUGUUUUUUUAUGGAAACAAAGCAAACAUGUGCGGAGAACGCGACGCUACGUGGAAUUUGUGGGUAUGUGCAUGGUGAAAGCCACUAGGCGGUGAUCUCUUCUAGAAGUCGGGCCGGUGGUAUUAGUGUAUGGUAGAAGGAGAAGUUAGCCUCACUAUGAUGGACCUAGACCUUCAUUUUAUUGAUACGGCUAUUGAAGAGGAAAUGGUGGGUAAAUGUCGCUUCACUGGCCUCUAUGGAUGGACGGAUGGGAGUGACAAGUGACGAACGUGGGAAAUUAUGAGAUCACUGAGUACCCAAUGGGACGGACCGUGGCUGUGUGGGGGAGACUUCAACCAAGUCUUGUCGACAGCAGAAAAAAGCGGAGGCCGAGGCGCCCAGGAAUAGAGAUGAGUCAUUUCAGUGACCAUCUUAUCGAUGUAGGCUGCCAUGAUCUGGGUUUUGUUGGAUACCCGUUUACUUGGGAUAAUAGACGAACGAGAGGAGGAUACAUUGAAGAACGACUGGAUAUAUUUGUAGCUAAUGAGAAAUGGAGCGAGUGUUUUCCAAAUGGAAGGGUUCUGCAUGGGGAGCGGACACACUCGGAUCACCGACCCAUCCUCUGUGAAACGAGAGGAGAGGAGGACGAGGACAUCAAAUGGGGAUGGUCUUUUCGUUUUGAGCCACUAUAGACAAAACAUAAGGAAUGCUUGGAGGUGAUCGAUCGUGCGUGGAAGAAGUUCCCGCAUAUAAAUAUUCUCGACAAGUUUGAGCAAUGCCGAAAAGAACUGGAUUGCAGGAGUCGGCAGGCUUUCCCAACGUUUGGAAAGCAAAAGAAGAGGAUUCGCCGGGCAAUAAGAGCACUUGAGAGACGUGAAAAGACGGCGGAGGUGCUGGCUCAACUUCGACUGUUGGAAGACGAAAUGGCGGAUGUGCUCGAUAGCAACGAGAAAAAAGCUGGAAACAAAGGUCCCGAGCAGAUUGGUUGAGAUCAGGGGACAAGAAUACUAACUUUUUUCAUCGCAAAGCAUCAGCCCGCCGGAAAAGAAACAUGAUCAGGAAGAUUAAGAAUGAGGCAGGGCGAUGGUUUGUGGGACAAAAUGAAGUGUCCUCGUGCAUGGUAGACUACUACCAGACCCUCUUCACUGCUGGUCCGGCGCCUGAUCGCUGGCCGGUUUUGGAUUCAAUCCCUUGCAAGCUACAGGAAGAAGACAAUGAGGAGUUGAUGCGACCGUUCACGAAGGAGGAAGUGUGGCCGGCUUUGAAGCAAAUGGGCUGUCGUAAGGCACCAGGAUCGGACGGACUUUCCGCUUUUUUCUUCAGGAAAUACCGGUCUAUUGCGGGUGACGAGGUUACUAGAGCAGUUCUGCAAAUUCUGGACACAUGUGCGAUGCCGGAGGGACUUAACCAUACACUGAUCACGCUCAUCCCCAAAACCAAACAACUAGUUUCUCCUAAAGACUUUCGUCCGAUUAGUCUUUGCAAUGUCCUAUACAAAAUUGUGUCGAAGGUUUUAGCCAACCGUCUUAAGCCGCUAUUGGAUAAGAUCAUAUCACUAGCUCAGAGUGCUUUUAUCCCUGGGCGCUUCAUCACAGACAAUAUCAUGGCAACGUCGAGUGUUUCCACACUAUGAAAGGGAGAAAACGAUGGAAACGUGGCUACUUUGCCGCUAAGAUUGACAUGGCGAAGUCUUAUGACAGGGUGGAGUGACAUUUUCUUGAAGGCGUUAUGAGAAGAAUGGGUUUUGCCGACCGUUGGAUACAACUCGUUAUGAUGGGCGUUACUACCGUGUCGUACUCUGUUCUGCUGAAUGGUCAUCGAUCCCAUACUUUCACUCCGAGCAGAGGGAUACGGCAGGGCGAUCCGUUAUCACCUUAUCUCUUCCUGCUUUGUGUGGAGGGAUUGUCAGCCUAUACAGCCAAGGCAGUGGAGGAAAAACGGCUACAUGGGCUGCAGGUGAAUCGGGGAGUCCCGGUGAUUCCCAUCUUUUUUCACUAACGAUAGUAUCUUUUUUGCCAGGGCUACUCAGGAGGAAUUUCUUGUGCGAAAAAAUAUACUUCAUGCUUAUGA